This is a messenger RNA of Pomacea canaliculata, 1811 nucleotides long. RefSeq names its product rho GTPase-activating protein gacN-like. The record is from RefSeq and is a predicted model, not a curated record. NCBI's taxonomy places the organism in Eukaryota, Metazoa, Mollusca, Gastropoda, Architaenioglossa, Ampullariidae. The transcript is spliced from 7 exons. Gene Ontology annotation, biological process: signal transduction. The coding region runs from base 598 to 1776 and encodes 392 amino acids.
CAUUCUUUACGAGAUUGUAAACAGUUGUAUUUUACCUUUACAAAUCCCUUGAAGCCGACACAAAAUCAGCGGAACACGUUGAACGUCAAAACUCGGGAGCUCGCGAGAUAAGCGACGCCAGAAAAAAAUGAAAAACGGUUGACAUGAACUGUUUCGCGAAGCUUCCUCAGUGUCAGCAUGCAGUGUGGGAAGUUGCUGAUACGACCGAAGGAUGCAGAGCUCAGGAAGCACUUUAAGGAGUCAAGACACACGUUCUUCAUGAUUGUGUUUGCAGACGAUACUAGUCCGCUCGUCGUAGGAGGCAAAAAGCUGUGACAAUCGUGCAGUAAACAUCGUCUUGAGAUGCUUCUCGCCAUCUGACAGACGAGGCUGCAAGCGACUCUGACGUACACGUCAGCACACAUUUCCAUGACGUCAGGUCAACAUUAAACAAUGGCGACACCUUACGACUGACGUCAUAAUUCCACGUCAAAUUCAAACAAUGGCGACACCUUACGACUGACGUCAUAAUUCCACGUCAACAUUAAACAAUGGCGACACCUUACGACUGACGUCAUAAUGUAAAUGACGUACAGGUAACCUUUGACGCCGCCCCGGAUGUGUUGGUGCAGCUGCAGGAUGGAAGAUCAGGGCCGGCCGUCGAGCGGGAGAAGAGUUCUUGCUCAAGCAAAGUCUUCUUCUUCGCCUCUUCGGGAUAAGCUAGAUUUUCAAUUCCGCUUCGGGGUUCCCUUGGAGCAGCUGCCCUGCCUGUAUCUAGGUGACUGUGGCUACGUGCCAGCCUUUCUGGAAGACGCCGGAAAAGUGAUUAAAAAGAAUAUCGACUGUGAAGGCCUUUUCAGAAAAUCCGGGGACCUUCGAAGACAGAACGUUCUGAAGAGCCAAGUAGAGCAAGGAUGCUCCCUCAGUGAGUGUGACGUGCACGAUGUGACGUCACUGGUCAAGUUCUUCUUCCGCCUGCUACCAGAGCCUCUGGUGCCAUGUCUGUUCCACGACCCGCUGCUGGCCUGCCUGAACAUCACGCAUCACGACAGGCGGGUGGAGGCCGUACAGGGACUGUGCUUCUCCCUCCCGGCUCACCAUCUGUCCAGCCUCCGCUACUUCAUGAGGCUGCUGGCACACGUUGCUGCCAUGUCAGUAGUUAAUAGGAUGACGGCGCGGAAUCUCGCCGUGGUCCUCACACCCAGCCUCAUCCGCAUGAAGUCCCGCAGCAAGCUGAUGACGGAGGAGGAGUUACGAGCCCUGCCCCGCCAGACGGCGCUAGUCGAACAUCUCAUAUGUCACGCCGCCACCAUUGGUGUCAUGACGUCACGCAUGUUCCAUGGAAGUCUGCGGCUUCUGGAGGACAUGUCCAGCAAGCUGAAAGCUAAAAAGAAAAAGAAAAAUGCAGAGGCGCAGAGAAAGAUUCUGGAAAAGCAGCUGGAAUCGGAAAAGCUGCUGCUGUUCUUCAUAGCAGACUUGGGAUUUCGACCCAACAGUUGCCAUUCAGUUCCAGACACUCAGGUCAUGAGUGUGCCCAACGCUCGCAUCAGCUUUGUUCCGAGGAAGAAACAGCGGUCUCCUAGCAACUGCACCCGGUCGUGCGGACAAUCGCUGUCCAACACGUGCAAAAACAAGAAAUACGUUAAGAGAGUGUGUGCGGUGGACCAAAGAACUAAGCCGACUAUAACUUAUUUUAGAAAAAAUACAAAAAAUCUUGACGAAGAUCUCUUUCCUUUCGGCUGGAAGAUAGGGCCCAGUUUGCUGGAAUCUUGGUCCAAUGCUAUUCCGGUCAAUUGACUUAGAUGUCCACAACGACGAGGAGACGUCUGCGU